CUUUUCUCAUUACAGCGGCCUCCUAGUUCAUCUUUAUCAUAUGGUGGAGCCAUGAACGAAGAUGCUAGAUCGCCGGGCGCUGGUAGUACACCUGGUCCUUUAUCUCAACAACCACCUGUCCUAGAUACAUCAGACCCUGAUGGUAAGUUCUUAUCAUCACUAAAUCCUACAGAACUAACAUAUGAUGGUCGAUGGUGUCGAAGAGAAUGGUCAUCACCUGCCGCCGAUACUAGAAAUGCCGAUGCCUCAAGACGGUUAUAUUCCUCAGUCUUCCUGGGUAGUCCCGACAAUUAUGGCACAAGUGCAAGCGGCGAUGCCAGCAAUGCCAGUAUAGGCAGCGGGGAAGGUACGGGUGAAGAGGAUGACGAUGCAAAUGGCAAAAAGAACCAAAAGAAACGUGGCAUUUUCCCAAAAGUAGCAACAAAUAUCUUAAGAGCGUGGCUGUUUCAGCAUUUAACGCAUCCCUACCCCUCCGAAGAUCAGAAAAAACAAUUGGCACAAGAUACCGGCCUGACGAUAUUGCAAGUUAAUAAUUGGUUCAUUAAUGCGAGACGAAGAAUUGUCCAGCCAAUGAUUGAUCAAUCAAAUCGUGCAGUCUACACCCCCCAUGCUGGUCCCUCCGGUUAUGGUCACGAUCCCAUGGGCUACAUGAUGGACAGUCAGGCCCAUAUGAUGCAUCGUCCACCAGGUGAUCCUGGUUUCCAUCAGGCCUAUCCCCAUUAUCCACAUGCUGAAUACUAUGGUCAACAUUUGUAAUCAACUUUAGCCCAAUAAAUCUCAUCAUUAUUUAUAUAGUUAAACAAACCAUAAAAAACCGUAAACAGAAAGGAUAAGGCAGAAUUUAAAAGUAAAGCUCCUACAAUGACUACUACUCCAACUUCUCCCCCUGAACCUUACAACAAAAACAAACAAACAAACAAAGUGCAACAAAAAAACAAAGACAGGAUUGGAAUGCCAAUACCUUGCUCCCACACAUCCACACCCACCAAAGUCAAAAGUGAAAACAAAUGGUGGGGAAUAUUUGGUGGUUGGCACAUCAACAACAACAACUACUAUUAUAUAGUUUGUUAGAAGGCGACUAAACCAAAAUUAUAGAACAAAAAAAUAGUAAAACAAGAAAAAUUAAUGAGAAGAAGAGAAACAUCUCCCACCCCCACUCCCAGACAAAUCAAAUGGAAAUUCUCUUUUGAAGAAAAAACUAUAAAUUGAGAUUGAAAGAGAACAAAUGUUGACCUUAAUUAAGGAUAUCAUGGCUGACAUCAUAACUUUUCAAAUAACAAGAACAACAACAACAACUACUACAACAACAAAUUACCGGAUAUACGUAAAAAAUUUACUCUAAACAGCUUUAAAAUUAAAUUGGGAAUAGAUCGGAUGAGAGCAAAUAUCUUUUAAUCAUGUCUUAAUUAAAAACUAGAUAAAGUAUCAAAGCUUUUUAUUUAGACAGUCUCUUCUCAUCGAAAUGAAAUCAAGCCAAAUCAAGGAGCGAAUUUGGAGAAACUCGAAAUAUUUCCCAUUAAAAAAAAGAAAAUACCACCAAUCAAAUUAUAAUUUUGUAAAAAAAAACAACCUAACCAAACAGCGAAUUUAAUUUUUUGAAAAAAAAAAACAAUUAUUUUUUUAUGUUAAAUAUUUUGUUAGAAGGUAAAAAAACCCACACGCAAAAAACUAAGUUCUUAGCAAGGUUAACCAGGAUUUUAGGAGAAUUUCUUUAAAGCAAAACAUUUUUUUAAGAACAAAUAAUUAAGUUAUGUAUUUUCUUUAAUUAAAUAUGAUGAUCUCCUUAUUUAAGGGUUUACAAAAAACAUAAUUUUGAUGACAAAACUUGAAAAAAAUGGGAGAAUUACAACAGAACAGCAAGAACAACCCUACUUAAAGAAUUUUAAAUCCAAAAAAACAUGUGGAAAAAAAUCACAGAUAUGAAAAAAAAAACAUUUAGUUAUAAACAAAAGAAAAUGGAGUAAGAAAAAAAAAUUAUAAAAAAACUUAAAUUAAAAACAAAACAAAAUUAUUCAAUAAGUAAACUAAAUAAACAAAGAGAGGAAGAAAGAGUUAAGAGAACACACACACACAGACAUAUGUAUACAUAAUUUAAUAAAUUAAUUAUUAAAAAAAUACAAAAAAGCAAAGAAAUAAACAUUUUUAGUAAAAAUCUUAAAAAAACAAACACUUUUCCUCUGCAAGAAAAUUUAAGAAAAAAAAUUUCUCCCUUA
This is a messenger RNA of Musca domestica (house fly), 2213 nucleotides long. Its product is annotated as homeobox protein homothorax-like. The record is from RefSeq and is a predicted model, not a curated record. The transcript is spliced from 9 exons. Gene Ontology annotation, biological process: positive regulation of cell population proliferation; eye development; animal organ morphogenesis. Lineage: Eukaryota; Metazoa; Arthropoda; Insecta; Diptera; Muscidae. Bases 52 to 756 code for a protein of 234 amino acids. Gene Ontology annotation, molecular function: RNA polymerase II cis-regulatory region sequence-specific DNA binding; DNA-binding transcription activator activity, RNA polymerase II-specific.